AUGGAAAUUGAUUUAGCAAACCUAAACACUAUUAUCCAGUCCUUCAGUCAAUCGCAAAAGACAAUAAGUCUUCCUGAUAAAACAGAGAAAGCUAUUAGCCUUCAAAAGGGUAAAACCUCAAAUACCAAUCAUUACAUGGCAAAAGGAAAAUUCUCCUCUGUCAUCCAAAUGGAACCCGAAUUUUGGGACAAAAAUCCAUACAAAGCCAUCACCAAAGCAUUCCCUCCUGGUUUUCAUUUUAGACCAUAUGCCUUGAAUAAGACUAGACAAUUUUAUGAGUUCAUUUUAAUAGAUUCAGAUUCUGCCUUGCGUUUCCAUGGUUGUAAUGGUCUUACAGUAAAAUAUCUAAGGAAUAUCAACGGCCCUGGAUCUCACAUAUCUGUGAAUGGUUGCGAGGGUGCAAAAUUCUCUCAAAUCAAUAUUCAUGCUCCUCAAGAGAGUCCCAACACUGAUGGAUUCGACAUUUCCGCUUCCAAAAAUAUCUUGAUACAAGAUUCUACUAUAGGAACUGGUGAUGAUUGUAUUGCCAUCAACGGUGGCUCCUCUUACAUAUCUAUUGUUGGGGUUGCUUGUGGACCAGGCCAUGGAAUAAGUAUUGGCAGCCUUGGUAGAAAUCAAGGUCAUGAGACAGUUGAAGAAGUUCAUGUACGAAAUUGCAGCUUCACAAGGACCACAAAUGGAGCAAGAAUCAAGACAUGGCCAGGUGGAUCAGGUUAUGCAAGAAGGAUCAUUUUUAAGCAAAUAAAACUAAUAGAUACUCGUAAUCCAAUAAUUAUAGACCAAUACUAUGGACAUAAUAUUUCAAUGGAUGCAGCGGUGAAAGUGAGUGAUGUGAUUUAUCGAGGGUUUAGUGGAACUUCAAGUGAUGCCAAAGCUAUUGAUUUACAAUGUAGUAAAUCAGGUUGUUUCAAUAUCAUAUUGAAUCAAAUCAAUAUAGUCUCUGCUGAACAAGGAAAACAUGCCUAUGCAUCUUGCAAAAAUGUCCAUGGAAUCGUUAUAUCUGCUAUUCCAAAUGUCUCUUGCUUGUUGAAUUGA
This is a messenger RNA of Abrus precatorius (Indian licorice), 1035 nucleotides long. Its product is annotated as probable polygalacturonase At3g15720. Bases 1 to 1035 code for a protein of 344 amino acids. NCBI's taxonomy places the organism in Eukaryota, Viridiplantae, Streptophyta, Magnoliopsida, Fabales, Fabaceae. Gene Ontology annotation, biological process: carbohydrate metabolic process. Gene Ontology annotation, molecular function: polygalacturonase activity. The transcript has 6 exons. The record is from RefSeq and is a predicted model, not a curated record.